Ustilago hordei is the source of this 1011-nucleotide messenger RNA. RefSeq lists its product as uncharacterized. The coding region runs from base 1 to 1011 and encodes 336 amino acids. The record is from RefSeq and is a predicted model, not a curated record. Lineage: Eukaryota; Fungi; Basidiomycota; Ustilaginomycetes; Ustilaginales; Ustilaginaceae. The transcript has a single exon.
AUGUCAAAGCAUCGGCUGCUCGAGAGUGAGGCGGUCGUUGAGCUGGCCCAACACAUCUCGGUGGUGGCCUUCCAGUCGGCGUCAGGUCGGAGAAAGGUCAAGCCACCUCGUUCAGGAUGCAGCCAGAUCGCAUUGCAGGUGCUUUUGGUCGGGCAUGGGCUUCGAAGAGCUGCUCUGGUGGACGCGCUCAGCUUGUCCGCGGCUCAAGCAUCUGCCAUCAGUGAGGCGCUCGACUCUCUCAGCAAGCAGGCUCAUGACGAGAGCGAGGCCCUGCGAGAGGUUCGGCUUCUAUAUCAUGCAGCGACAUCGCAAACGUUCAUUGUCAGCACAAGAGACAGCCUCUGGAACGACGUUGCAAGUCUGAAGGAGAGAUCUCUACAACAGAGCCAGAGCUAUCCCGUCUUAUGGGUGGACGCAAGAUCUACUCCCCAACACAACGCACCGACCGCUACAACUCCUGAUACCCACACAACCCAGCUCAUCGAGGCAAUAUCCGAAGCUGUUCAGAGGGAGGGCCCCGGGAAUGCGCUCGUCAUUUUUCAACCAGACCAGGCUCGGAUCGACACCGAAGAGUUUCAGCUAGUCGGUGUGGCGCUUGCCGGCCUGCUGCUCGAAUACGGUGCUGUAUAUUGUCUCCAUAAAGUCUCGCCCAGCCAAGAUGUAGAGGAAUACCACAACGAAGUGAGACCGCUGAAGCUCAAGGGAAAGCCGACUGAAGAGGCUAGCUUUUCAGCUUCACCAACGAAUUGCCUCGGCUCGCAGCCGCUGAUGCUGUACAGAGUCACGUGGUCUCAUCACACUGACAAGAUGGAGCUGCUUGCAUUCUCAGUGCCUGAACGCCUCAGCAGCGAAGGAGGUGUCGAGCAUCUUCGUGAAGCAUUGACCAAGACUUUCCGAAGCCGACUCACUCGAAUUGACUCAGUCAAGCCAUCAGCCUUCGCGAGAGAACUCAGUUCCGGCAGCAUCAGUGUGGAUUUGACGACGGUCACUCUGCCGCAAGUAGCCUUAUGA